Molecule: messenger RNA, 1206 nt
Organism: Plutella xylostella (diamondback moth)
Lineage: Eukaryota; Metazoa; Arthropoda; Insecta; Lepidoptera; Plutellidae
Source: RefSeq, a predicted model, not a curated record
AAUUUCAUUCCAGAAAUUGUACAGACCUUAGAAGAAUAUACGAAUACCGUCUUGGUAAAGUAAUUUAUGUUUACUGGCGUAUUCGACGAUGUAUUUGUGUCAGUUCAUUAUAUACUUAUGUACAAUACCUAGAAACUUACGUAGCGUAGGACAUACAAUACAGUGUGUUAAAAAGGAUAGACAAGACACUAAGAGUUGUAGAUUUUGACCUUUACUAUAAUUAUUUACCACUAUUGCAACACCUUAUACUUUAACGUCCGUCAACAUUGCUUCGCCGUAGACAAGUAAAAAAGCUACAAUAAAUAAUAUUGCGAUGGCCAUGGCUUGGCCAUCGCAAUUUUUACUUAGGUACUUUUGAGACUGGAAAUAAAAAGGAAAGUGAUGGUUUUCAGUAUGAAGUUACUAAUUAUGACUGUGCUAUUUUACCAUGGGAGCUGUGAGGACAUGGUGACUGUGAGGGAGCCCCCCGCGCCCCCCGCCAACAGGAUCGUCGGGGGACGACCCACCACCGUCGAGGCAUACCCAUACAUGGCGUAUUUAAGAUCAUUAUGUACGAUGCGUGGUCAGAGGCUGCUGGGGGGUUACUGUGGGGGCGUGAUACUCACACAGCACCACGUGCUCACCGCUGCACACUGCUUAUUUCGAAUAAUCAAUGACACUACCAUCUUGAGGGCAUCUAAAGUUGUCAUUCGCGUCGGAUCCACCUACAAUGACCGCGGAGGCUCAAAGCAUGAGACGUCCAAGACCUUGGUCCACGAGGAUUACAAAUAUUCGGAGAGUAAAGACAACGACGUUGCAGUGUUGGUGCUGUCGACCAGUGUGAGCAACUACCGGAGCAGCUCGGUGCAGCCAGCCGUCAUCCCCCCGGGGGGGUAUGUGGUCCCGGACAACGCGUCUGUGGUAGCUGUCGGGUGGGGACGGACUAAUAUGAAAUGCAUCAAGUCAAGCCCCAUCGGCCUGCGACUCGUGGGGCUGCGCAAGGUGGACCGAGACACCUGCGCCGCACGUUAUCCGAGAUUCUCAUACAACAACAUGCUCUGCGCGGGGCUGCUUGGUGUUGGAGUUACGACAAAACCAGGUUGAGGUUGUGCACAAGCUCAGUCACAACACCGCCGUGGCUGCUGACGUCAGCAGUUUGAUGCUACUCGCCUUCGUAACCUCAAUAUGGAUAAUGUAUUCCGAAAUCAUUUAUUUUUGAAUUAAGUA